Spodoptera littoralis (African cotton leafworm) is the source of this 1071-nucleotide messenger RNA. The record is from the annotation of a GenBank genome assembly. Lineage: Eukaryota; Metazoa; Arthropoda; Insecta; Lepidoptera; Noctuidae.
AUGGCUACGGGAAAUUUGAAUCUUUUACGCAAUGCCUUUAGUAAAUUAAGAAUAGAUCAUGUGUUCACUAGAUCUCUCCAACGUCCUAGGUACCGACCCCCUUAUUGGUAUGCACCUAAGGAAAGUGCGACAUCAGAUGAGUUUCUUACUCAAGAAAACAAGCAAUUCAUUGAGGAAGUUAUGCAGGAUAAAAUGCAACUACAGAAUUCAUUACAAUCACCUCUAGUUAAUAUUGAUCAAAAUCAAACAACCACAUGGAAUCCACAGACCCGUAGGGUAGGACUCAUAGCCCGUAAAAUAGGCAAUUAUCCUCUUUGGACCAAAGAUGGGAAAAAAGUUCUUACUACUCUAUUGCAGGUUGUAGAUAACCAUGUGAUCAAAUAUAUCCCUCCUGAGGAAUUUAAACCUAUGAAAACCUCAUCUGUUCAAUGGAAGGAAAAACGAAAAUUGGGAUGUAUGUUAGUUGGAUCAGAGACUAUAGAUCCUAGCACUGUCACAAGAGAAUACUGCGGUCUGUUCAAUAAUUCAGGCAUGCUACCCAAAAGACAUCUAUUUAGGUUCAUGGUAUCACCAGAAUCUUAUAUCUCACCAGGAACACCAUUGUUUGCAACACAUUUUAGAGUAGGGGACUACAUAGAUGUAAGAGCAAAAACAAUGGAUCGAGGGUUUCAGGGUGUUAUGAAACGUUGGGGAUUUAAAGGUAUGCCAGCAUCACAUGGUGUCACCAAAACUCAUAGAAGACCAGGAAAUAUUGGUUCUGGUGGUGAGAAAGCAAGGGUUUGGCCUGGUACUAAGAUGCCUGGACACAUGGGAAACAGAUGGCGGAUCCUACGUGGUGUAAAAAUCUUGCGUAUAAAUACGCAACAUAAUGUAAUUUGGACAUUAGGUGUGGCAAUACCUGGGGAAACAGGAGCGAUGUGUUAUUUAUUUGAUACAGUUCUUCCACUCAAAAAGCAUUCAACAUCACCUCCUUUCCCCACACAACCAUUGGUUGAAGAUUUACCAUUGGAAUAUUUUGAUGAAUCUGUUCAACGUUUUGACGAACGUUCAAUUACUUUUGAAGAAGUUUAA